This is a messenger RNA of Hirsutella rhossiliensis, 549 nucleotides long. Its product is annotated as reverse transcriptase (RNA-dependent DNA polymerase) domain-containing protein. The transcript is spliced from 2 exons. NCBI's taxonomy places the organism in Eukaryota, Fungi, Ascomycota, Sordariomycetes, Hypocreales, Ophiocordycipitaceae. The record is from RefSeq and is a predicted model, not a curated record. The coding region runs from base 1 to 549 and encodes 182 amino acids.
AUGGGCAAGGUGCUUAGUCUUGUGAACUUCGACGUCAAGGGUGCUUAUAACGGAGUGUUCAGGAUAGGCUUCUACAACGGCUCGCAGCGAGGGUUUGCCCGCGAGCUGGUCAGGUGGGUAGACGCAUUCUGCUCUGAGCGGACGGCCAGCAUCACGGUCAAUGGACACUGUACCGCACAGCAAGAGCUCCCACAAGCAGGUCUUCCCCAGGGAUCGCCGCUUUCGCCGAUUCUCUUUCUUUUCUUCAACGCAGACCUAGUCACAGGCUCGACUGCAGAGUCGAACCGGGACGGAAUCCAGUCCAUCAUCGACCGUGCCCUAGAGUGGGAAAAGCGGAGCGGGGCGACGUUCGAGGGCGACAAGACGACCAUCAUUCACUUUACACGAAUGGCCGAGCGCUCUAGCUCAAGUCCAUUUGUUAUCAAAGGAAGAACGAUCUGGCCACAGGAAAACGCCAAGGUGCUGGGGUGGUCAUGGAUGCAAAACUACGAUAUAAGGAGCAUAUGGCACGAGCGGCAUCGAAGGGACUGGAAACCGCGAUGCAGCUGA